Molecule: messenger RNA, 3723 nt
Organism: Anisakis simplex (herring worm)
Lineage: Eukaryota; Metazoa; Nematoda; Chromadorea; Rhabditida; Anisakidae
Source: the annotation of a GenBank genome assembly
UUACAUCGAUUACUCGAUAUUCUCGGCUCGAUAAUUCCGAUGAAAAAAAUGUCUUCGUUCGGUGAAAACGAGAAGGAAAACGAGCGUAAGGAGAAACGCCUGUCGGUGGAUAGUCCUUCAACGCUGUGUUCUCCAGCAUCAAGGAUUCUACCGAAAAAGUCUCGAGCGUCCUAUCCAUUCGCGAUGAAAUGCGCCAACCUCGCGCAUGCUGGUGACCAGUUGGUCAGCGGAUCUGAUACAGGCUCAAGCUCAACAUCUCUACCCGCCUCACCGAAUCUUUCAAAGAUGAUACCGAAUGACCAAGACAGCACUCAUCUCAAAACUGUCUUGGAGGAUGAAGAUUCUACCAAUUCGAAUGAAGUGAGUGGAACGCAACAAGAAACCGAAGUUGAGCACAUGAAUCAUACGGCAGCGACACUGCCACAAGAGCCUGUAUCAGAUGCGAGUGGAAACGAAAAUGAGGACAAAAAUAUCAUCAGAUCAACUCCAACGAAGUAUGUACCCUCAGCCUACGAUCCUCUUUUGGACGCAACAGAAGUUGAGAGUACUCUACAAGACAGCACUUUACACAAUUUGGAUGAUACUUCAACCAAUGAUGACACUUCACACCAAGAUGGCAUUCCCCAAUAUCAGAAUACAACAAUUCAAGACAAUUCUAUAAUUUGUCCAGAUCAGAGCAAUGCUCUCCAGGGCACCGAAGCCUUCCUACCGGAUCUGAAAGAUCAGGAUAAAACAUUCGAAGAUGAAAAUUACGAACAUCAGGAUAAAAAUACUGCAUUGAAUCGUACAACAACAGACAACACUCAAGAUAUCAGUUGUCAAUCCAACGUAUCAGUCACGUUGCCAUCAAAUUUCUUCUCCACUCCGCAACCCGCAACAAUCAAUCAGAAUUUUCUAUCGGUACCUAACGCAUCUCCAGCCGUUCUGAACGCCACCGCCUCGCCAGUUGGAUCUCCAUUAGCGGCCUCAACACAAGUCUCAACACCUGAUCAUGCCCAAACCGAGGAUAAGCACAAUGCGAGUGGUAAAGAUGGUGAAGAAGUGAAGAUUUUGAACGCCACUAAAUGUGACGAUAACGACGGUGGGAUGUCCACAGACGUAACAGCUGAAUCGGAACAGCAGCUUAGCAACAUUUCAACUGAUAGCACAUUGCGUUCUGAGCCUGGUACUAUUGAAGCACUCGAGAAGAAGAAGAGACGUGUGCGAGAGUCUCUGAUGCCACUUCCGUCCACACCAUCGGAUUUGAUAGCUCAUGUGAGAGAGCGCAUCGAUGACUAUUCGUUCCGUAUAAAUGAGGCUUAUUGCGAUGAGUCGCAACUUUGUGAUAACUGCUAUGCGAUGAGAGUCGAGUUGGAGAAUAUCACAGAAAAGUUAUGUGCAGUGACCAAAGAGCAUAGUCAUUGCAAGGAAUAUGGCGAUAUUAAGCAGUCAUCACUUGAAGAUGUCGGAAAACUAAAGAGUGAGUUUGAAAAAGUUAAAGAAGAAGUAUACCGCCUCUCAUCCGAAAAUGAACUUUUGCGACAAAAAAAUGCUGAAAGUGAAUCAGCUGAACUGGUGGAAGCUUUGGCGGAGCUGCAGGAGGCCAGAAAUAGGGAUGCCGUCGAAAUUGAGCAGUUACGCGAGGCGAAUAGCAAGUUGUUGACGAAGUUUAAUAAUGCGUGUAAAGAUUUGGACGACUACAAAUUUGUGAUGGAGUUAGAGGUGAAAAAAUGGAAGGGUAUGGCUGAUGAGUACAGGAGACAGUCCAUUGACUUGGAGAAUAAACUGGAUGAGAACGAAAACUUAGACGAGGUAUUGAAGCAAAAGGAAUUGGAGUUGAAAGCGCAAUAUGAAGCCGAGUUACUGAGUAUUAAGCAACGUUUGGAAUCGGAAACUAUCGACGCAAAAGCAUUGGUAGAUGAAAAUAUGAAUGGUAUCAUGGAUAACCUAAAGAAGCAAGUUAUGACCCUGACAGGACAACUGGCCGAAGAGAAGGCGAGGAACGAGGAAAUCGAAGAGCAAUUGAAACUCGCCUCGUUGGAUCGUGAAGAGCCUCUAAAUAAAGUUUUUCCCAAUGAGGAAAAUAAUUUGGCCGCGGAAGAAUGUGAAUUUUUGAAACGCAAAGUGGAAGAGCUUCAAGGUGAAUUGGUAAAAAUGGCGGAGAAAGAGAAGAGUGAUUCGGGCAGACGAGAAAAUCAGCCGAAGGAUCACGCUGGAGAUCAUAACGAGGAUAAUGGGGAAUUUGUGUUGCAAUGGAGUGAAGAAAGUGUGCAGAAGGUGAAGGACAUCGAAGAAUUGAAUGGAAGAAUUUUGGAUUUGCAGCAAAAACUUUUGGAGAAAGAUGCAGAGUGCGAUGAAAGACUGGAGAUGAUGCGUAAGGAAGUGGAGAAGGCUCAGGAUGAGAUGAAGCAGUUGAGUGAAGAGCGGGACGAAUUGAGGGUUAAGCUCUCGGAAGUCGAACUGAAACUGAGUGGAGAGCGGGAGGUGAACGAGAUCAUACAAGAUGCUCUGAAAGAAAGUGAGGCCGAAAGUGUGCAACUGAAAAGCGAAAAGGUACUGAUUGAAAGCAAACUCGAGGAUUUGAUCAGAGAGAAGAGUGAAUAUGAACAAAAUGGUGAAAAUUUAAAGAUAUCGCUGGCAAACAUGCAAAAAGAAUGUGAAAAAUUGCGUUUAGAAAUGGCAGAGAAAGAAGAGAAACUGGGUGAAUUGGCUGAGAAAUUAAGAGAGGAAGAAAGAAAACGAGAAGAAUUGGAAAAAUUAUGUGAGGAAUUGAGAGAACGAGAGAGCAAGAAUGCGCAAGUUACAAUGGAUCAACAAGUGCAGGAAGAGAAAGUCAGAUCGCUAGAGCAAGAGAUCGAAUCGUUGAGAAUUGAGAUUACGGAGUAUGAAAAGAAGAACGUUGAAUACGUUGAGAGAAUCGAGCAAUUGGACCAACUCAAGAAUGGUUUAGAGUCAGAAAUCGAAGGAUUGAAUGCGAAGCUGGGUGAAGAAGGCACUGAGAAGAGCAAUCUGCAAAAGGAAUGUCAAAAAUUGGAAUUACAAUUGGAGAUUCUCAAGAAAGCUUCAGAUGAUAUGCAAAGAACAUUGCAAAAUCAGUUGGACGAUAUGAAAACGGAACACGAGAAAGCCGUUAAGACUGUUCAAAAGAGUAAUGAAAGCAAAUUGGUUGAACUGGAGGCACUCAACCAUGCACUGCAAACCAAUCUGCAGAUGAUGGAGGAGAGUAGAGAGAGGACCUCGAAAGAACUGAUUGAGGCCAAGGGACGUGUCGAACAGCUCGAGACUGAGCUGGCGGCCAUGAGGUGUUCAUCAUCAGAUGAAGCGAAUCAUGGACAGACAACGACGCAGAAUGAGGAGUCGGAGAGUAUGCAAAGAAAGCUGAAAAUGUUGGAGAAUGAGAACGACAGAAUGGGUCGGGCGUGUGAUGAGGCAGACGAGGAGAUCGAGAAACUGAACGAGGAGAACAUCGAGCUGAGGAAUAAAAUUGCUAAAUUGGAAGGCUUAAGUGAAGAGGAGGCAGCCAAGCGUCUGGGUACGAUUCCACCAAUACCGAGUAUACCCAGAGUGGAAGAAGUAACAGUGCACACCACAGACAGUUCUCUCGAUCCUUCGUUGGAUACGGAAAAAACACCGCAAAAGGAUGUCAGCAAAACGGAAUCAAUCCGAUCGAAAGGGAAAUCGCCAUGGAAGAAGAUGAGAUCACCGAAGAGGGGCGAAGAACAGCAGUCGUGCCGAACUUCAUGA